UGACUAAUGACUAAUCAUCUUGUCCCUACUCCAAUGGCAUCCACCUUUCAACCAAAAGGCAUUACAUCACCUCAAAAGAAUUGUACGCUACUCCAGUAAUAUUUUCAUGUGGAGUAGGAACCUAACAAGGAAGUGCUACUGCAAAGUGAAAGCUCUUGGGUUGGUCGGAAGCAAUGGAUGCUGCUCCGGCGACAUCGGCGGUUGCAGUUGCAGUUGCCGUCAUCUUCGCGGUUGUAGCAUCGCUCCCAGUACUGCUCCGCCUCCUCUAUGCCAGUGCCGGCGGCAAGACGAAUCCGAAGGCACCCCUGCCUCCCGGCUCAUUCGGUCUGCCUUUCAUCGGGCAGACGCUCAGCCUGGUCCGCGCCCUCCGCGCCAACACCGCCGACGACUGGCUCCGGCGGUGGUUAGCCAUGUACGGGCCUGUGUCGCGGUUGCGCCUCUUCGGCUGCCCGACGGCCUUCCUCGUUGGCACCUCUGCCAACAAGUUCAUCUUCGCCAGCGCCGCGGUGACCGCCAAGACCCCCGAGUCCUUCGCUCGGAUGGUCGGCCGCCGGACGAUCAGGGAUGUGGUCGGCGACGAGCACCGCCGCGUCAGGGCCAUGAUGAUGCAGUUCCUCAGAGUGGACGCCGUCAAGAGGCACGUCGCCAGCAUGGACGGCGAGGUCCGGCGCCACCUCGACGCGGAGUGGCGCGGCCGUGGCACCGUGGCCGUGAUGCCGUCCAUGAAGUCACUCACCUUCGACGUCAUGUGCACCGCCAUCUUCGGCCUCGGGACGGGUGCCGUCCGCCGGGAUCUUUGGACUGAGUUCCAGGAGCUGGUGAGGGGCAUCUGGGCGGUCCCGGUCAACCUGCCCUUCACCGCAUACAGCCGGUGCCUCGCCGCGAGCCAGCGUGGGCGCCGCGCCGUCGCCGGGGUCAUCCAGGAGAGGAGGGCCAAGCUGGAGCGUGGGGAGAGCUCGCUGGCCAGCGACGUUGUCACCCUUAUGCUCACGGAGGGCCUGCCCGACGAGGAGAUCAUCGACAACGUCAUGUUUCUCAUGGUCGCCGCACACGACACCACCGCCGCCCUCCUCACCUUCCUCAUCCGGCAGCUCGACGCCGACAAGGAAGCUUACGACAGAGUUGUCCAGGAGCAAGAAGAGAUUGCGCGGAGCAAGGUGGCCGGGGAGGCUCUGUCGUGGGAGGACCUCGGCAGGAUGCGGUACACCUGGUUGGCGGCGAUGGAGACGCUGCGGAUGGUGCCUCCGGUGUUCACCAUGACGAGGAAGACGGUGGACGACGUCGAGUACGGAGGCUACCUCAUACCCAAGGGCUGGCAGGUGAUCCACGCGGCCAACAUGACGCACUGGGACCCGGCCAUCUUCCCGGAGCCCGGCAGGUUCGACCCAGCUCGGUUCGAGAACCCGUCGGCGGUGCCACCCUUCGCCUUCGUGCCGUUCGGUGGCGGCGCGCGCGUCUGCCCCGGGAACGAGUUCGCCAGGGUGGAGACGCUGGUGACCGUGCACCACAUCGUGACGCGCUUCAGGUGGAAGCUCGCCGCCGGCUGCGACCGCAGCUUCUCCAGGUUCCCGCUGCCGUACCCGUCUCAGGGACUCCUCAUCGACAUCGAGCCUAUUCAGAAAUGAAUGAUUUGCUUUCUCGAUUGCAUUUCGUCCAGUUCGCCUUGUAAAAUCAAUAUGCCAAUAUGAACCAUCUGCGAAUCUACAGUUAUAUUUUGGGUUUGCUCGACGUACAAAAGUUAACUGAAUUUUAUAUA
Zea mays is the source of this 1756-nucleotide messenger RNA. RefSeq names its product cytochrome P450 716A1. Lineage: Eukaryota; Viridiplantae; Streptophyta; Magnoliopsida; Poales; Poaceae. The transcript is spliced from 2 exons. Gene Ontology annotation, biological process: sterol metabolic process. Gene Ontology annotation, molecular function: oxidoreductase activity, acting on paired donors, with incorporation or reduction of molecular oxygen; heme binding; iron ion binding. The record is from RefSeq and is a predicted model, not a curated record. Bases 174 to 1625 code for a protein of 483 amino acids.